Messenger RNA from Emys orbicularis (European pond turtle), 1527 nucleotides. RefSeq names its product zinc finger protein 501-like. Gene Ontology annotation, cellular component: nucleus. NCBI's taxonomy places the organism in Eukaryota, Metazoa, Chordata, Testudines, Emydidae. The record is from RefSeq and is a predicted model, not a curated record. Gene Ontology annotation, biological process: regulation of DNA-templated transcription. The coding region runs from base 79 to 1527 and encodes 482 amino acids. The transcript has 6 exons.
CUCUGCCUGUGUGACUGGCCAGCAGGGGGCGGUGAUAACUUUCUAUCCACUUCUCAGACCCUGUGAGGCUGCAGAAUAAUGUCUGUGUUUCGCUCCAGUUCAUCCCGUCCUCUCAUUGGACAGGGGAGAGAAAUGGCUGCAGAGGAGCCAGUUCAGGGGCCGGUGACCUUCGAGGAGGUGGCUGUGUAUUUCACCAGGGAAGAAUGGGCUCUGCUGGACCCCACUCAGAGAGCCCUCUACUGGGAUGUCAUGCAGGAGAACUAUGAGAAUGUGACCUCGCUGGGGUUUCCAGUUUCCCAACCUGAUGUGAUCUCCCAGCUGGAACAAGGGGAAGAGUCAUGGGUCCCAGACCUGCAGGGUUCAGAGGGAAGACAGACCCUGAGAGCUCCCUUCACAGCAGGUGAUGUAAUGGCAUGUGAGAAAGAGGAGCAGAAUUCUCAGCAGAAAAAUAUUGAGCAACUGGAUAAACACAGAGCAUUAUUGCAAAGAUCAAAAAGGAAUGUGUCCAGGAGUCAUGAGCAGGAAAAAUCCUGUGAGAUUCAGCACAGACCAGAAAGAGAGCAAGGAAACCAGGCAGGGGUGAAAGUGGGUAAAUCUAUUUCCUGUCUCGGAACUCAGAAAGACUUCAAGGAAACCACAACAAAGCAGGAAAUCCUCAGGGGAAAGAGAAAAAAUGCAUGCACUGAGUGUGGGAAAAACUUACGUGACUACUCAGCCCUUAUAAAGCAUCAGAGAAUCCACACAGUGGAGAGGCCCUAUGUAUGCAGUGAGUGUGGGAAAAAAUUCACUAGCAACUCCGACCUUUCUGUGCAUCAGAGAAUCCACACAGGGGAGAGGCCCUAUGAAUGCAGUGAGUGUGGGAAAAAAUUCACUAGCAACUCCGACCUUUGUAAACAUCGGAGAAUCCACACAGGGGAGAGGCCCUAUGAAUGCAGUGAGUGUGGGAAAAACUUCACUAGCAACUCCGACCUUUCUAAACAUCGGAGAAUCCACACAGGGGAGAGGCCCUAUGAAUGCAGUGAGUGUGGGAAAAAAUUCACUCUCAGAUCAAACCUUUUUCAUCAUCAGAGAAUCCAUACAGGGAAGAGGCCCUAUCAAUGCAGUGAGUGUGGGGAAAGUUUCACUAGAAGCUCAGGUCUUUCUGUACAUCAGAGAAUCCACACAGGGGAGAGGCCCUAUGAAUGCAGUGAGUGUGGGAAAAACUUCACUAGCAACUCCAACCUUUCUAAACAUCGGAGAAUCCACACAGGGGAGAGGCCCUAUAAAUGCAGUGAGUGUGGGACAAAUUUCAUUAGAAGCUCAGCCCUUUCUGCACAUCAGAGAAUCCACACAGGGAAGAGCCCCUAUCAAUGCUGUGAGUGUGGGAAAAAUUUCACUCACAGAUCAAGCCUUAUUAGGCAUCAGAGAAUCCACACAAGGGAGAGGCCCUGUGGAUGCAAUGAGUGUGAGAAGACCUUCUCUUGGCAUUCAGCCCAUGUUAGCCAUCAGAGACUCUGCAAGGGAGAUGAACACCAUAAAAACCUCUAG